AUGAAACGUGCUGACGAUACCACCGGGUGCCUUCUCUUCUCCCCUAUCAACCAUGCACAACCUCAGGUCAUGGGCCAGAACUUCGCUCUCAACAUGGCCAGCCACGGCUUCAGCGUGUCCGUCUGCAACCGGUCUCCCGGGAAGGUCGACACCACCGUCGAGCGUGCCAAGGAGGAGGGAGAUCUCCCCCUCGUCGGCUACAAGGAGCCGAAGGAGUUCAUCGAGUCCCUCGCCAAGCCCCGCAAGGUCAUGUUGCUCGUCCAGGCCGGCACAGCGGUGGACGCCACCAUCGCCAACCUCUCCGAGUUCAUGGAGGAAGGGGACAUACUAGUCGACUGCGGCAACGAGUGGUUCCCGAACUCGCAGCGCCGCGCGAAGGAGCUCGAGCCCAAGAAGAUCAUGUUCGUGGGCAUGGGCAUCUCCGGGGGGGAGGAGGGUGCCCGCAACGGCCCCUCGCUCAUGCCGGGCGGGCCUAAGGAGGCGUUCGACGCGCUUGCCCCCAUCAUCACCAAGUGCGCCGCCCAGGUGAACGACGGGCCUUGCACCACCUACCUUGGCAGCAUCGGCUCCGGCAACUACGUCAAGAUGGUGCAUAACGGUGUCGAGUAUGGAGACAUGCAGCUCAUUGCUGAGGUGUACGAUGUACUCAAGCACGUUGCUGGAAUGGACAAUGAUGAGCUUGCUGCGACAUUCGGGGACUGGAACACGGGAGAACUGCAGAGCUUCUUGAUCGAGAUCACGGCGGUCAUCUUCUCCCGGAAGGACGAUCUGACGGACAGCGGGCACGUCGUGGACAAGAUUCUCGACAAGACCGGCACGAAUAAUAACGAGCUAGACCGUUUUUGCGUUCGUAGGAGUACUGCUGUCAAUUGUAAUGUCUCGUUCCUAGUUGGCAUGAAGGGCACGGGCCGGUGGACUAUCCAGGAGGCGGCCGAACGCAGCACCGCCGCCCCGACAAUGUCCGCGGCGCUCGACGCCCGCUACAUCAGCGGGCGCAAAGCCGAGCGCGUGGAAGCCGCCAAGACCCUCACGGGACCCACCGACAUCCCGAAGGUGUCCAAGGAGCAGCUGGUGGAGGACAUCAAGGCCGCCCUCUACUGCUCCAAGAUUUGCUCCUACGCACAGGGCAUGAACCUCAUCAAGAGUGCGUCCAAUCACUUCGAGUGGGGGGUGGACCUCGGCGAGUGCGCCCGCAUCUGGAAGGGCGGGUGCAUCAUCCGAGCGGCCUUCCUCGACGACAUCAAGCGCGCCUACGUCCGCGACCCGGAGCUCGACAAUCUCCUCGUCGACCCAGACUUCACGGCGCAGAUCCUCGAGCGCCAGGCGGCCUGGAGGCGCGUGGUGACGCUGUGCGUUGCCAGCGGGAUCGCCGCUCCGGCCAUGACCGCUUCCCUCUCCUACUUCGACUCCUACCGCCGCGCCCGCUUGCCGGCCAACUUGGUCCAGGCCCAGCGCGACUUCUUCGGGGCGCACACCUACGAGCGCGUCGACAAGGAGGGAACGUUCCACUGCCUCUGGGACGACACCCACAAGGAUAUCGGGGACGUUACCGGUAGAAUCGCGGGCGAGCUGUAGUGUGAGCCGCUUGCCGCCAUGCUUUGUACCUGUCU
Ectocarpus sp. CCAP 1310/34 is the source of this 1610-nucleotide messenger RNA. The record is from the annotation of a GenBank genome assembly. NCBI's taxonomy places the organism in Eukaryota, Phaeophyceae, Ectocarpales, Ectocarpaceae.